CGCUAAUGUCCGUGUUUUCCAAAUCCUGGUGUCUCUAGCGCCAGGGAGCUCUCCAGGUUCUCGGGUCUGGAUGUAUGAAUAGAUGGAUAGACAAUGCGAAGGUCUAGAUGGGAGCUGCUGACGGGUAGGAUGCAGCGAGGACGAGAGACCUUACUCACUACAUCUUCCCUGUCGACUCUCUGCAUGCCUGGUAGCCUCAGGCCUCUAAAUAGGGCUGCACAGCCACGCUACUACGGCCCCGCCGGCACCGAACAUCUGCGGACUGCGAACAGAUCUGUGGCGGUCUGGCGGAGAAGCCCGUGGCUUGACCCUGUCCGUCUCCGCUUAGGGCGUCAAUAGUCGGGAUAGCUUCACACCCACACUCACACCCACACCCUGAGUCGACCGUCGGCUCUCCACACUUCCCCUGUCAUGCGGCCCCUCGCCGUGAGCUUGAGCUUGUUGCAUUGAUGCUCGGCCUGUUUUCUUUCCCCUUCGGGAUGACCA
This is a messenger RNA of Aspergillus uvarum CBS 121591, 486 nucleotides long. RefSeq lists its product as uncharacterized. Bases 94 to 339 code for a protein of 81 amino acids. The record is from RefSeq and is a predicted model, not a curated record. The transcript is spliced from 2 exons. NCBI's taxonomy places the organism in Eukaryota, Fungi, Ascomycota, Eurotiomycetes, Eurotiales, Aspergillaceae.